UCCCAGUCCCAGUUAUAAGUUAUAACCCAAUUACAGCCACUCAAUAACAUUUUAUUCUUCAAAAGUUUUGUUCACUGUGUAUGCAUCAUCAUCAUGGUUCAUAAACAACUCACCAAUAACACAAAUUCUAACAUACCACGUUACCCAUAAGGGAAUAACACAUAAUACAAAUGCAUAUAUAUACACAUUGUGUUUUCUCUGCUUAAGUCUUGUGCUCUGAAGAAAAAGGGGUCUUGAGUCUUCUGGUUAGAAUGGCGAGUAACGACAACAGCGAAAACAGGAACAAGAAGAGCGAGAAAGAGAAGGACUAUGAGGAGUUUAUAUUCGAACAGAAUGAAGAAGCUGAACCUCAAGACAUUGAAGCUGUCAAGUUCGAGAGCGAAAGCAGCAGUGGGAGUGGCAGUGACGACGACGACGACGACGAUGGGAAUCGUCAUCGCAGAGGACAUCAACCUGAAUCAUUCACUUCUCAGCAGUGGCCUCAAAGUUACAAAGAGACUACAGAUUCUUAUACCAUUGCUGCAGCACCGAAUUUCGAAUCAUUUCUACGAGGGCCGAGUUUUCUUUAUUCGAGUUUCGCGCGUUCAAAGAGCAACUUGGAGAUAGAUGGAAAGACUCCUUUACUGUCAGGUCAUGAAGGCAUCACUCGAUCAUCAACAUGGUGGGAGAAAGCUUCAAUUCAAAGGCAUGUUACGGGAGAAUUGCCUAUUGGUUAUGGAUGCAGCUUAACUCAAACAAUUUUCAAUGGGAUUAAUGUCAUGUGUGGAGUUGGUCUUCUAUCCACACCAUAUACUGUGAGACAAGCAGGGUGGGCCAGUAUGGUGGUGAUGCUUUUUUUUGCCAUUGUAUGCUGUUAUACGGCCACCCUUUUGAGACGCUGCUUUGAAAGUAAAGAAGGAAUCAUUACCUACCCCGAUAUAGGAGAAGCUGCAUUUGGAAGAUAUGGCCGUAUUGCUGUAUCAAUCGUUUUGUACACUGAAUUAUAUUCAUACUGUGUGGAAUUCAUUAUCUUGGAAGGAGAUAACCUUAGUAGUGUGUUUCCGGGAACUUCCAUAGAUUGGGGAGGUCUCAAGUUAGACUCUGUGCACUUGUUCGGAAUUCUGACCGCACUUCUUAUUCUUCCUACGGUUUGGUUGAAGGAUCUUCGCUUAAUCUCUUAUCUAUCAGCUGGAGGGGUUGUUGCAACAAUAUUGAUUGUGAUCUGUGUUUUUUGUGUUGGGACAAUUGAUAAUGUUGGAUUCCAUCACACUGGUGAAGUGGUGAGAUGGAGCGGCCUGCCAUUCGCCAUUGGUAUCUAUGGCUUUUGCUUUGCAGGACAUUCCGUUUUUCCGAAUAUCUACCAGUCCAUGGCGGACAAAUCACAAUACCCCAAGGCAUUAAUAACAUGUUUUAUUUUGUGCGUUUUGAUAUAUGGAGGCGUUGCAGUCAUGGGAUACUUCAUGUUUGGUGACAGCAUUUUGUCCCAGAUAACAUUGAAUAUGCCAAAGGGUGCAUUUGCUUCCAAAGUUGCAUUAUGGACAACAGUAAUUAACCCAUUUACUAAAUAUGCUCUGUUGAUGAAUCCACUGGCAAGGAGUCUAGAGGAGUUGCUGCCUGAAAGAAUUUCUAGAACUUACUGGUGCUACAUUCUUCUUAGAUCUGCACUGGUUGCAUCUACGGUUUGUGCUGCAUUUCUGAUUCCAUUUUUUGGAGGUCCUAAAAGAGAAACAUAAUGUUGAUAGAAGCUUCAAAAUCAAAUAAGGGAUCACCAGAAAACCCUUGAAGUCGGCCUCCAUUUGCAUCGCACCAGAAAACAUAGGAAAGAUAUACACUUGGACUUGAGGCAUACUGCAAACAUGCAAGAUAACAAAAUUUUACAGUAUGUUAGCAACUUGGCCCUGUUUGCAAACCCCUAAUAAGCAACGGGUAGCCGGGAAGUCGGAACAAAAGAUGGUAUACACAGGCAUAUGCAAAAAUCACUGGUGAAAUGUUUAUAGUGAUUGGCUGGUCCAACGGUAACCAACAGCCGACAGGCUCUACAACCUUGGCUUGAUAGAAAGUGUAGCAGUCAGGUGUCCACUAUGAAUAGUUCUGAUAGGGUUGAAAGUUGAAGAGUCAGUUUGAAAUGAAAAGAAUCGUGAAGGUUAUGGAUAAUUACCUCCGGGCCAGAGCUACUUUUCAAGGCCAUCGUCUAAAAAAUGGUUUCAAAUCAUUGUGUAGUAAACAUACUUUAUGUUGAAGUUCAAAACU
Arachis ipaensis is the source of this 2229-nucleotide messenger RNA. NCBI's taxonomy places the organism in Eukaryota, Viridiplantae, Streptophyta, Magnoliopsida, Fabales, Fabaceae. The record is from RefSeq and is a predicted model, not a curated record.